AGAAUCGCUCUCGAAGUGUCAUCGUAUGACAUGACACAAGAGCAGAGAGAUCACCUUCCUAGUUUUAUCACAAGAAUCGAGCUUCCUUCUUCGUUCUCUAGCGUUACCUAGGGUGCGUUCGAGUGUGUUUCAUCAAAGCAAGCGCCUUCCCAAUGUCGGCGACAGCGCAUCGAUCGCAUCUAGCCCAUCAUUCUUCAUACCAUCGAGCGCUACGGACGGUGCUCGUCCGCGUGAUGGCUUCCAUACGCCCGAAUCGGUCCACCGGGCAGACCAAGAAACCCUCCAACAAACCGGGCAGCGCGAAGAAGCGCCCCACAUCGAACGUGUUCAGCGUGCUGGAGCAGCACCAGGUGGCGGAGUUGCGCGAGCUGUUCAACCUGCUCGACACGAGCCACGCGGGAGUGGUCGGCCGGGAGGAGCUGCGCGACAUGCUGACCGUGUGGUACGAGCGGGCCCCGACCGAGCAGCUGCUGGACGAGCUGAUGGCCGAGGCACGCGAAUUGCCGCUCAACUUUACCCUCUUCCUGACGCUGUUUGCGCAGAAGCUGCGCGAUACCGAUCCGCCGGAUGUGCUCCAGAACGCGUUCCGCUGCUUCGACAGCAACGGGGACGGGACGGUCGAUGCGGAGGAGCUGCGCCUGUGGCUUACGACGAAGGGCGAUCAGCGGCUGACGGACGAGCAGGUGGACGAAAUCUUCUGCCGGCUGGUGCCCGAGAAUGGGCGGGUGAAGUAUGACGCGUUGGCGAACCUCUUUCACGACUGCUAGGGUAGGAUCGAAGAUGGCUGUGGUUUGUUUUCAGUUGUGCGGAAUUGUCGCGAAGUGGCGAAACGUCGUGCGACGUUUAGUAAACCGCUCCGGGUAAAAGUGCCAUCAUCCUUGUGCGUGAAAUUGUUGUGAGCCUGUGCUGUUUUCAUUGAUUCACAUUAAAAAUGAACAUUAGUGUCCGGAAAAAUACCCACUACCCCCCUUCGAGUUCGCUUUCUGUUUCAAGUUCAGUUUCACCAGCGUUUUUUUGUUUUUGGUAGUAGCUGCUCGAAUACGUCCGAAAGUGGGUGAAAUUGGCAACCUCGAAUGUUUAGCAAAUUAUGAUUGUGUCGCAGUGUGGUUCAAGGUGCAGGCAGAGUGUGCGCAUUUCCGUAAACAACAAUCCAUCCACCGAACCGUGCACACACAGAGAGGAAGAGGCCACUUACAUGAGCAUGAAGUUUCACCUGUUUUAAUCAAAUGGGAAGUGCACCCCGGCGGACCGUACGGAAGCGUCUUGUAACACACGUGUGAUUGUGAUUUAUUUAAACAUCUUCAAUUUUCUCCUUUCCCCGCCUCGCGCAAGUCGCAUUUUCAUCAUUAUCCGCUUUAUCGUGCCGUUACGCACCAUACCACACUAGUGAUGGGUAAAGAUGGCAACAAUCCGGAGUCGACUCCGAUCCGACACCGAUAAAAUUAGAAUCGACUCCGGAAGGUAAAUCUGCCUUGCACUAGGAGUCAUACGGAAUCGUCUGGAGUCGUUCGGAGUCAUCGGAAGUCGGAGUCGUCCGUAGGCAUUCGAAAUAGGAGUCGUCCGGAGUCGUCCGGAGUCGCUCGAAGACAUUCGGAGUCGGAGUCGUCUGGAGUCAUUGGGAGUAAGAGUCGUCCGUAGUCAUUCGUAGUCGAUCGGAAUCCUCCGAAGUCGCUCGGAGUCGUCCGGAGUCGUCCGGAGUCGUCUAGAGUCGAUUGGAGUCGUCCGGAGUAAUUCAGAGUAGUCCGGAGUCGCUCGGAGACCUUCGGAGUCGGAGUCAUUCGGAGUCGUUUAGAGUCCAUCGGAGUCGUUCGGAGUCAUUCGGAGUUAUCCGGAGUCGUUCGAAGUCGUCCGGAGUCGCUCGGAGACAUUUGGAUUCGGAGUUGUCCGGAGUCAUUGGGAGUAAGAGUCGUCCGUAGUCAUUCGUAGUCGAUCGGAAUCCUCCGAAAUCGCUCGGAGUCGUCCG
This is a messenger RNA of Anopheles coluzzii, 1963 nucleotides long. RefSeq names its product myosin regulatory light polypeptide 9-like. The record is from RefSeq and is a predicted model, not a curated record. Lineage: Eukaryota; Metazoa; Arthropoda; Insecta; Diptera; Culicidae. The transcript has a single exon. Bases 153 to 767 code for a protein of 204 amino acids. Gene Ontology annotation, cellular component: myosin II complex; cytoplasm. Gene Ontology annotation, biological process: locomotion; post-embryonic development. Gene Ontology annotation, molecular function: myosin heavy chain binding; calcium ion binding.